GUACCAAAAGCUAUGAGUUGCCUACCUAGACACCAACAAACGUGCGCGUUUGAAGACCAAAAAUGCUGACUAACUAGGGACCUCGCUAAUUUUUUUAGCCGGAGCCCUCGUGUCUUGCUCGCUGCUGGUUGCCAGUGUGUUUCGCGAUUUCGCGCUCUGAAUGGUAUUAUUUUUGCAGUAAUUUAUAGGUUCAAACGCACUCGUUUUUGGUACCACAAAUAUUAAUAUUCAUAAGGUCUUGUUCUUUGCUCUGACGGUUGAUUGUGGAGGGCAGCUGCGAGGACGAAUAUGUCUGGAAAGAGUUUUCGCGUUAGCGACGGAGACUGGAUUUGUUCCGAUAAGAAUUUGAAUGCGCUGUGUUUUACUGUGUACAUCACUGAAGCUUCUCGCCAUUGUUGAAAAGUGGGAGUGAGGUGUGGAAAUGUCAACUUUGCUAGGAGAACCAGUUGUAACCGAUGUGGCAGGGAAAAAACAGUUGAAGCAAAGAUGAUGAAAGCAGGGGGAACCGAGAUUGGAAAGACCCUGGCUGAGAAGAGCAGAGGUCUCUUCAGUGCAAAUGACUGGCAGUGCAAAACAUGUGGCAAUGUAAACUGGGCCAGAAGAUCAGAGUGCAACAUGUGUAACACCCCUAAAUAUGCCAAACUGGAGGAAAGAACAGGAUAUGGUGGAGGGUUUAAUGAGAGGGAGAACUUGGUGUACAUUGAGCGAGAGGAGUCUGAUGGAGAGUAUGAUGAGUUUGGGCGCAUUAAGAAGAAGUAUCGUGGGAAAAGCAAAAAUGAGAAUGAAAAGAAAGAGGAACCUAAGAAGGAUGAUAAUAACGAUGAUGAUGAUGACGAUGAAGAUGAUGACGAAGAUGGAGAUCUUUCAAAAUACAAACUUGAUGAUGAUGAUGACGACGACGACGACGAUGAUGAUGAUGAAGCAGAUUUGUCAAAGUACGAUUUGGAUGCCAAUGAUGAAAAGAAAGAGAGUCAGUCAGGCUCUUCGCACUCAUCCUCUCGCUCGUCCAGUUCAAGCUCCCGGUCUAGGUCCAGAUCCCAGUCCAGGAGCUCAUCUAGUUCCAGAUCUCGCUCUCGUUCCAGGUCCAACUCCAGAUCCAGCUCCAGAUCUGGCAAGGGCUCUACUUCCUCGAAGAAGAGGUCCCGUUCCCCAUCAUCAUCGCCUGAGAAAGGCCAGAAGAGGAGUCGCUCCAGGUCGUCCUCUGGUGACUGCAAAAAAAGACGUGCUCGAUCACAAUCGUCUGAAAGGUUUGGGUUUCUGUGGUGUACAAAAAAGGGGUCCUGGAUACCAGGCGUCCUUCUGCAUUAUAAACUGGGCUCUUAGAGACUGAUAAAACAGAACAUGUCUGAAAACAGCAACAAGCCAGAUUAUUUCCAAAAAUGUACAGUACAUUUUUUCACCUUUUUAACAAGAUCUUGAACCAAAUCACUUAAAUGGUUGUGGUCUUUCUCUUUGUCUCUUUCUUUCUGUCUCAUUGUAGGUGCAGAGGCUCAUCUGGAUCUUCCCACUCUGGCUCAAGCUCGAAACAGAAAUGAUUAACAAAAGAAACCUCUUUCUUAAACUGCAUGUUGUUUUUCCAACUCCAGUUCUUUUGUGCUAUAUCAGCUACCCAACUGUUUGAAUUCUCAUUAAUGAUUUCCAUCAAAACACUUAAACAUCUGUUCAAGUAACCUCUUCUCAAAAGUUUUCUGCCUUUAAAAAAGAAAUAUAUAUAUAUAUAUAUAUAUAUAUAUAUAUAUAUAUAUAUAUAUAUAUAGAGAGAUAUAUAUAUAUAUAUAUAUAUAUAUAUAUAUAUAUAUAUAUAUAUAUAUAUAGAUAGAUAGAUAGCCAAAUCUCUUAACCAUACAACUAGUGUAAAAUCUGUUUUUUGUUUUUGAUUUCCGGUUGGUUUAUAAAGCAGCAACAUUCAAGUCUGUGACUGUAAAUGGCACAUAAUCUUUUGGACGUCACCAUUUUUGUUGGGGAAAUUAUGCAAAUUAUAAUGCAGAAUUAGUUUAAUCCAUCCAUUCAUUGUCUAGACAGUAUUACAGUCAAAAUAACCCGUUUAUUAACAAAACAAUGUUGCUUUAAGGUAACUUACCAGAUGCUGGUUUUAUAGUUCUGUGAUGAGGAAAAGCUCGUAAGAAAUUUUGUUGGUUUAAACAUUACUUAACAAAGCCAGCAUUUUUAGGGUGUAGAGACCUUGUCCUCUGAGUUGUAACAUUGCCUCUUCUUAUUGUGUGUGUUACAGGUAAGUAUGUUUUUUAUAUAUAUAUAUAUAUACUUGUGGAGAUUUUCAAUUGGCCAGACAGAUGAAAUGAAGUGAAUGUUUUUUGGUUUAUUUUUGUUGAGGCUUUUUUUUUUUUUGUCUGAAUUUGUAAUCCUUAAUUUGAUGAUUUAUUACUUGUACUGUGCAAAGUACUGCUAACCUGAGUUGGUGGUUUGCUUAUCUCUUUACUAUAGUCAGCAAAUCAAAAUCAAAUGCAACAUUCAAACAUGAAACAUCCUCCCUGUCCUUACUGACAAGUAUCAUAUGAAACAUGAAAAUAUGCUGUUCAUUAAAACAACAUCUGUAAUCAACAUGAAUAAAACAAUUGUUAAUCUGUA
Myxocyprinus asiaticus (Chinese sucker) is the source of this 2586-nucleotide messenger RNA. Its product is annotated as zinc finger Ran-binding domain-containing protein 2-like. Gene Ontology annotation, molecular function: lipopolysaccharide binding; RNA binding. Gene Ontology annotation, biological process: RNA processing. The coding region runs from base 487 to 1323 and encodes 278 amino acids. The transcript has 10 exons. NCBI's taxonomy places the organism in Eukaryota, Metazoa, Chordata, Actinopteri, Cypriniformes, Catostomidae. The record is from RefSeq and is a predicted model, not a curated record.